AUGACGGAGGCCAUGAUAUCAAGACGACUCAGACUUUGGCAAGACAAGAACCGUCGCUCGGAUGAAAUGCUUUUGGGCUCUCUCAUCAACAUGGCUGGCCCCAAGAGAGGCAUUAAUUUCCUGGAUGAUAUUUUAAUGGAAUACGACAUGAGGAUCAAGACUACUGAACGAGAAAAGCAUGAUCUACAACUGAUCGAUGGUGUAUCAGUUCUAGGCCACAUGGGCAUGCGGAACCGUAGUGUGUUCACGAGACGCAUCCAUGGUGAUUGUGGCGCAGUUGACAUAACUUUUUCAAAUAUUGAAAAUGCAGUUGAGGCAACUGUAGAAGUUACCAUAUCAGAAGUGCAAAGCAAUUUCAAUCUGUUUCUCGGUUGUUUUACCAGUGGGUUGAAUGAAGAAAUUCGGCUCUUCGAUGGUGCCAUUAGUGAGACACGGAACUUAAAAAGGUCUGUCGUUGCUGUGGUGAUAGAUUCUUGGAUACACUUCAAGUUCAAGGUUGGCACGGGGCCAUCCAGUUGUGCUGAACACGAUUGUUUCUUCAAUGCUGGCAACCACGGGUCUAGUGCUCGAACGAUUAAGACUGAUUUUGCAUUAAUCUCAGUGAAGGUGAUCUGGUCGCCUUUGCCUGAUGGGUUCUAG
This is a messenger RNA of Aegilops tauschii subsp. strangulata, 639 nucleotides long. RefSeq lists its product as uncharacterized. The record is from RefSeq and is a predicted model, not a curated record. Lineage: Eukaryota; Viridiplantae; Streptophyta; Magnoliopsida; Poales; Poaceae.